Lentinula edodes (shiitake mushroom) is the source of this 3044-nucleotide messenger RNA. Its product is annotated as exocyst complex component Sec5-domain-containing protein. The record is from RefSeq and is a predicted model, not a curated record. Gene Ontology annotation, cellular component: exocyst. The coding region runs from base 165 to 2939 and encodes 924 amino acids. NCBI's taxonomy places the organism in Eukaryota, Fungi, Basidiomycota, Agaricomycetes, Agaricales, Omphalotaceae. Gene Ontology annotation, biological process: Golgi to plasma membrane transport; exocytosis. The transcript has 15 exons.
GGGAAUCGCCGGUGACAUUGAGGUCGAGGUUAAUUUUGGUAUAGACGCCCAUCGUAUCUAUGACAGUCAAGGAAGCGCUUGACUUCAUACAUGAUCACUAGCUAGAGACUUGAUUCUACUAUUUCAUCUGUCCUCUUGGGAUCCGCUUCGCCCUUUCUUGCAAGAUGCCCAAGCUCAACUUCGAUGCCGAUGAAGCAACGCUUUUGAAAGCGUACAAGAUUUCUUCAUUGAAUCCCAUGCAGUGGGAGGAUAUUGAUCAUGACUUUGAAGACUCUGUGGCCGGCGCGCUGUCAUCUAGUAAUAAUGAAACGGAAGGUGACCCGUUAGGCAUUGGUUCAGAUGUCAACUUGAAAGAAAUGGACAUGGAGUCAAAGGCUUCUGUCUUAAUUACGUCCAAGUCCUUUGAUCCAAAAGCCUUUCUAUCCCUUGUACACCCAAACGCGACAUAUCAGGACCUUGCAUCCGGUAUAGCCCAUCUCCAAUCCUCUAUAGAUGCUCGUUCGGAGGCCAUUCGCAUCCUGGUUGAAGAUAAUUUGGAUCGGUUUGUGGCCGUGAAGGCGAGUACGGAUGCCCUUUAUGCUGAAAUGAAGGAAGGCCUACUGGAGUCUUCGACAGAAUACGCAUCGAAACCGUUACGGGACGAGCUGAAGCAGGCCGCAGUGAAGGCCAACCAAGUCUUUCUUCCGGUUCUUGAAAAUGCCUCCAAAGCGGACAAGCUCCGCACAACGCUUGGCGUUUUCGAAAGAAGCAAAUUCUUCUUCAACCUACCCAGUUUCAUCAUCGAGUCGAUAGAGGCUGGUCGGUACGAAGUUGCGAUGCGUGAUUACAAAAAAGGCAAGCUUCUCCUUGACACUCGUCCGGGUCAGCUUCUUCCUAUCAGCGCAUCGAAAGAUAAAGACAAAGACGACAAAGGAGGCGGAGCAUCGGCUGGUCCUACAUCAGCAGAACAACAGCAGCAAAAGCGCAUAUUAGACAAGGUGUGGGCGAACGUUGAGAAAGCCAUGGGCGAAAUGCGGAAUGUGCUCCUUGGACAGUUGAGAGACCCUGGAAGGAGUGUAGAAGAACAGGAGAAAACCCUUGAGCUACUGAUUGAACUGCCAUUAACGGAAGAUCCUGCAUGGACAUACUUCGAUAGUCAGCACAAGCACAUUCUAGAGCAGAUGAACAAAACAUUCAGAAUAUCUACCGCUGCUGUGACUGCCGCGCUUGAGAAGAGCGCUCUCGACAAUGCUGGCGAUUCAUUGACAGACUCUUUAGUCACUCAGUUGCGGCAAAGCAUUUCCGCGUUAGAAGCCAAACAGCCAGACGCAGUCAUCGCGAAGUCCGCCGGCGAACCUGUUUGGCAAGCUAUCCUGGACCUUGUGAAGAAUGUAGGCGAGGCGAUGAUGGGGAGCUUGCCUAACUUUUGGAAGAUAUCGAAUGGAUUCAUAGAUGGGAAGUUUAAGAAAGCAUCGACCUCAUCAUCAUCAACUAGUCGCCGCAGUCCCUCCCAAUGCCGCACUAUGGCUUUAGAUAUCGUCAAGCUGUACAUCUCCUUCCUAUCCCAAUUUUUCAAUCUUUCCGAUAUGGCCGUAACGUCUUCUCCGGGUAUUCCCUCCAGUAAUGACGCCACUUCAACAUUGUUACCCUCAAACUCAAACUCGCUUUCGACCGCGCAUUAUCUUCUGAAAAUAUUUGGCGAAAUUCAGGAUUGCGUGAACGAACUCAAUGCGAUGGAGAUUUCUGGUGAUGUCUCCGCAAGCCUUAAGGGGCUGUUGGAUAGUACGAAGUGGAGGUUUGAAGAUGUGUUAAUUGCUGCUUGGCUGAGAGACGCCAGCGACUUCCAUCAUCUUGAAGCAUGGGUUUCUAGUCCCUCUGAUCCAUCUGCAACACACUAUCUCACUCAGAUGGAGCUCUACCAACGGCAUAUCACCACUGCAGCUUACCGAAUCGCUGGCGGUGUCGAUUCCUCAUCUCUUAUCAGCAAGGGAAACAAACAGAAUCCUAUUCCCGCAGCGUUCGUGUCGAAGAUUAUCAAGGCGUUCAUGGACGUACUGUAUACUUUCUUAGAGGGUCUUGUGAAGCUCGUGGAAGAUGAAAGAGAAGGGGGAGCAAAUGUUAAUGGAGUAGAUCCAGUUGCAACUGCGUCGACGUCAAAUGCGACGAAUGCAUUGGAGCUCCUGGAUCUAAGCAAUAAGGACAGUCGUUUGUUGCUGGUGCUUUCGAAUCUCAACCAUAUGUCCAAGUCGAUUUUCCCCAGUAUGAUCACACAGUUGGAAAAUGCGUUCGGAGUUACAAUCACAGAUGAGAGACAGACUUUAAUGACAGUCAUUGCGGAUCUGGAUACAACCAUGUUCCAAGGGUAUUCAAAGCCUCGCGCAGCUGUGGUCACUAGUCUUGUACGUGGAGGGAUUCUCGAUGAGAGCAUGGAUUGGUAUGAGACUCUUCAACCGAAAGAAAUACGCCCGUACAUGUACGAAACUCUAAUGUACCUCGUGGGGGUCCAUGCGCAAAUCACGAGUGUGGCGGAAGUCGUGCUGGAACGGACACUGAAUUACCUAGCGGAAGCGUUAGCAGAAGAGGCAUUGAAAUGUUUUAAACAGGUGAAGAGGUUCGGGAUGGGUGGAAUGUUGAGGGCGACUCUCGAAAUCGAAUUCAUGCACCAAACAUUGGGCAAAUAUGUCACACCUACAGCCGCGAAAACACUAUCGGAUCUAUACAAUAAAAUUUCUCAGGCGUAUGCGCGUCGGCCGGGGGAUGAGAAUCUGCAGAAUCAUUUGGAUGGGGUGAAAAAGACUCUUGCAGAUACGAGACGAGCAACGGGAAUUGAGUUCCUAUGCUUUAGGCAGACGAAGACUGCGAGCGCAAAGACAACAGGGGGAGGAGGAAAAUCGAGAGACAGGGAAGCCAAGGACAGAGACAACGCUGGACUUCGAAGUGCUGGAGGAAAAGUGCCAUAAUGUUGUUUAGCGUCGUACGCAAUGAGACGCAACGCCGCUUCCCAUCAGUUACAACAAGUUCUACGUCCAUACAGGAUCUAUACACUCAUGGUUUACCGAUUGAGA